Molecule: messenger RNA, 1715 nt
Organism: Malaya genurostris
Lineage: Eukaryota; Metazoa; Arthropoda; Insecta; Diptera; Culicidae
Product: facilitated trehalose transporter Tret1-like
Exons: 2
Coding region: 15-1421 (468 amino acids)
Biological process (GO): transmembrane transport
Cellular component (GO): membrane
Molecular function (GO): transmembrane transporter activity
Source: RefSeq, a predicted model, not a curated record
CUGCCACUGAAGACAUGGAAAGAAAGAAUAGUGAUUUCUCCAACUAUCGCAAUGAGUAUCUUACAGCGAUUACCGCUACAUUAUCAUUGGUGGCAACCGUUGCAGCCGCAGGCUGGUCAUCUCCGGCAAUUCCAGCUCUUCGACGGGCGGAUUCACCCGUCCCAAUAACAGCCGAUCAAGGAUCGUGGAUUGUAUCGAUUCUUUCGAUAGGGUCUCUGUUCGGUCCCAUAAUUACAAGCCUGUUUGUCGAUCGCUACGGACGGAAGCUCACCCUUCUACUGUCAGUAAUUCCACUAGCCGUUGGUUGGGUUAUGAUAGCGCUGGCCGAACACGUGUCAAUCAUCUAUGUGGCUCGAUUUUUGCAUGGUAUUUCCUACGGAAGCGCCUACUCAGUUGCUCCCAUUUAUCUUGGGGAAAUAGCGUCCCCUGAAAUUCGUGGUUCGACAGGAAUACUCGUUACCGUAAUGGCUAAGAUCGCCUUUCUACUGCAAUACAGUAUUGGACCUUACGUUAACUUCAAUACCUUGGCAUGGAUCUCUCUGGGCUUUCCCGGUUUAUUUAUUGCUCUUUUCGUAUGGAUGCCAGAAUCUCCCUACUAUCUACUCACUGCAAAUAAGGAAAAGGAUGCUUUUGCUAGUCUGUGUUGGUUACGACGAUGUGACGGUGAGUCCGAACAAUUCCGUCAAGAAUUCCGACAAAUUAAGGCUGUCAUCGAGAAGGGACGCCACAGUCCAGCAACCAUGAAGGAAUUGUUCAAAAGAUCCAACCGUAAAAGUUUGAUCAUCAUUCUAGUGCUAUCAUGCGGUAUGCAAUUGACCGGUAUCAAUGCCAUCUUAGGCUACUCACAGUCAAUUUUCUCGAAGCUUGACAUGAAUCUGGAAGCGGCGGAGUUAUCCAUCGUUCUGGCCGGUGUUCAACUGUUGGCAGUUUUCAUUCCAAUAUUCGCUGUUGACCGACUCGGUCGUCGACCACUUCUAUUUAUUUCCUGUGGAGGAUCGUUCCUUGGCUUACUCACGUGCAGCAUCUAUUUCACCCUGGAUGCUUUCGAUUAUUCUGUGCAGGAAUUCAGCUGGGUACCGUUUAUUGGCACAUUGGGAUUCAUAAUAGCGUUUGCUUUAGGACUCGCAACGGUACCUUUCGCUAUACUGGGUGAAGUGUUUCCAAAACACAUUAAAGCCAAUGCGAAUGCGGUGUUUGCCAUCAUAACUUCAGUGGUGGUGUUCACUGUCGUGAAACUAUUCCAGGUGAUAUCAGAUGGGAUUGGAACAUUUGUCUCAUUCUGGAUAUUCAGUGGCUGUACUGCUGGGACGGGAGCACUUAUAUAUUGGAUUAUACCGGAAACCAAAGGACAAUCGUUGGAAGCAAUCCAGAAAUCUAUGCUCGAACAAGGAGACGCCAAACGGCGGCCAUUGUUGUGUUGAAAAUGGUCUUUUUUGGUACCUCGGUAAUUAUUUUCAUACUUAAGUUGAAAGGAAAGAUUUUGUUCGGAAAGAUAAAUCCCCGAGUUCUAUAGGGACAACUGUUUUCAAAUAAGCGUAUUAACAUUUAUAAGUAUUUUUUUCAUCGAAUAUGCAGCAUAUAAGUUAAGUGAAACAGUUCAACAGUUUUGGUAUACUCAAUUGAGAUAUUUAUGGACUAGACAAAAAAAAACUAGAUUCAACUUAUCCGAAGAAGAUUCCUCAGGUAAAAACAAAUUUUGUUGGAUCAAUUAAUUA